Molecule: messenger RNA, 1756 nt
Organism: Neodiprion virginianus
Lineage: Eukaryota; Metazoa; Arthropoda; Insecta; Hymenoptera; Diprionidae
Product: ribonuclease H2 subunit A
Exons: 2
Coding region: 366-1361 (331 amino acids)
Biological process (GO): mismatch repair; DNA replication, removal of RNA primer
Cellular component (GO): ribonuclease H2 complex
Molecular function (GO): RNA-DNA hybrid ribonuclease activity; RNA binding
Source: RefSeq, a predicted model, not a curated record
GCUACUUCGGCGGAAAAUUUAUUGAUCGUAUCGUUUUAAUCGAAAAAUAAUGUCAUGAAAAUAAUUAAGCAGCUUAUAUACGAACCCAAAACAUUAUUAUCCAUGCAUACCUGAAACAUUUGACUAUCUAGCUCUAGCUAUAAUCUUGAGGCGCUGCUCGUGGUAGGAAGAGAAAUUACUUUCAGGCGCCGAAUUUUGACGAACACAAGGCUUGUUUAUUUUCUUCAGAAUUUAGUCUAGCCGCCCUCACUCCUGCGCGCCAAAAACUUACACGCGGUAAACAACUAGAGAAAAAAAGCUAUUCUCUUGUUUUGGUUUCUCAAUAUUUUCACUUCAACAUUCUUUAUAAUAAACUGCUCAAAAUCAUGAGUGAAGACGAACAGAAAUCAGAAUUUGCAGUGGAACCAAACGAAGCUGAAUCAAUAAACGGUGUCGAUCACAUCACGUCCAGAGCCGAUUUGACACCGUAUUUUGUAAACAGUGAUCAUAGUGUGAAUAAAAUACACGUUUCAAAGGUGCCGCAAAUUUGUCGCACAGAACCAUGUCAGCUGGGAGUAGACGAGGCGGGUCGAGGUCCGGUUCUGGGUCCGAUGGUUUACGGAAUUUCGUACGCUCCGUUGAACGAAAAGCAACUGCUGGUGGACUUGGGCUGUGCGGAUUCGAAGACCCUGACUGAGGAUCAAAGGGACGCAAUUUUCGACAAGAUAUGUGAAAAUGACGAUAAAAUGGGCUGGGCAGUAGAAGUAAUAUCACCCAAUGUCAUAGCGAACAGCAUGUACAGGCGUAGCAAAGUUACGCUUAACGAGGUAUCGAUGAACUCUGCAAUUGGAUUGAUCAGGAGGGCGAUAGAGGCGGGAGUCAAUCUUGCCGAGGUCUAUGUUGACACUGUUGGAAAACCUGAAAAGUAUCAAGCAAAACUGAAGGAGAUAUUUCCCGAACUUAAAAUAACCGUUGCAAAAAAGGCUGACUCCACUUAUCCUAUCGUUAGUGCGGCUAGUAUCUGUGCCAAAGUAUCCAGGGACCAUGCGCUGAGAGCGUGGCAAUUUAGGGAGGGUGAAAACGAGAACGAGUAUGGUAGUGGGUACCCAAAUGAUCCUGUAACAAAAAAAUGGCUCACUCAGAACAUCGAUCAAGUUUUUGGCUUCCCGCAAUUAGUCAGGUUCAGUUGGUCGACAGCUGAGAAAAUUCUUGAGUCAAGCGCUCUACCUGUUGAUUGGGAAGAGGUCAACGACGAAGAAUCUACCCCGAAUAAUCAAAAGAUAUCUAAAUUCUUUAGCAAAGUUGAUACGCACAAUAAAGUUAACAGGAAGAAACACACGUUCUUUGCAGACAGGUGCUUGACCAACGCGACUAGCCUCUGAUUGUUAAUAUUUAUUUUAUUAUAUCGAGAAGAGGAAAGUUUUAUUAUCGCAUUUAAGUUUUAAAUUGUUGACACAAUUUCUUGAAGUAUAAAAACGAAAUCAAGAUAUUUUAAGUCGCAAGUCAUAAUAAGCGAACAAUUGCAGGCAGAUAGAAUAUCUUGUUCUCUACCUCGAUUUUUAAUUUGUUUUUUAAAUGAUAGAUGAGUUCUGGCAGUUUUAUUUUUAAUGGUCAAUUUCAACGACCCAAGCCCCAGAACACUUUUUUUCUUAAACUUAUUUAUUGUUACUUUCAGCAUUAUAGAUUUCAAAUACUAUGAAAUUCGAAAGUAUUGUCUCACUAUAUUGUACCGCCUUUGAAUUACAGUUAGAAGAAUAAAGCAUUAUUUCUGAUAUUA